AUGUGUGGUCAAAGCGCAUGCUUGUACUUGGUGCUUUACCUACUACUAGAUACAGACACUCCUUCUUGCAGAGCAGCAGAGACCAACAUCAUACACAAACAUCUUCGCUGCACACGACUGCAGCUCCAAUUUCGCAUCCUAUGGACGACAGCCAAAUGCUACAUCGAGGCCAAGCGUGAUAUCGCGGUCACAUGGAACAACGUCCAGCCUCGACUAACAUCUCCAGGGGUCAUGGAACUAUCGCAGUGUUGGUAA
Molecule: messenger RNA, 255 nt
Organism: Fulvia fulva
Lineage: Eukaryota; Fungi; Ascomycota; Dothideomycetes; Mycosphaerellales; Mycosphaerellaceae
Exons: 1
Coding region: 1-255 (84 amino acids)
Source: RefSeq, a predicted model, not a curated record